Penaeus monodon (black tiger shrimp) is the source of this 2689-nucleotide messenger RNA. RefSeq lists its product as uncharacterized. The coding region runs from base 152 to 1369 and encodes 405 amino acids. Gene Ontology annotation, biological process: protein refolding; IRE1-mediated unfolded protein response; response to heat. Gene Ontology annotation, molecular function: protein folding chaperone. The record is from RefSeq and is a predicted model, not a curated record. NCBI's taxonomy places the organism in Eukaryota, Metazoa, Arthropoda, Malacostraca, Decapoda, Penaeidae. The transcript is spliced from 4 exons.
AGACAGUAGCCGCACGAAGUCGGUUGAGAGCGAAAGUUUCGCGCCGAAAGAGUGAUCCUUAAGGUUGUUUGAACAGUGUUGGGUCUUCAACGUAAAGUAAAUAAUAAAUAAAUAGAUAAGAAUAAAGGAGAAAAAAACAACAACACAAAGAAUGUCGCUAGCCAGUUCGAUGCUCGGGGGCUUCCAGCUGCCCAUCACUAGAAGAGGUCGGUUCCUCGAGGACGAUUUCUUCAGUGGCUUCCAGAACAACUACAGGAGAGCCGUCGACGAUGUUCUAGACCGCUGGGGAUCCCGCAAGACCCUGGCAGACCGCUUGGCGUCCUACAGGAGACUGAGGGAGAAAGACGCCUCCGAUGACACCAAGGCAGCGACCAUCUCGGAAACAGACGAUGCGUACAUGAUCGUCCUGGACAUGAGCGACUUCGCCAGCGGAGAGAUAACGGUCCAAACAUCCGGAUUCUUCGCGGUGGUCGACGGCAAGGCUCCCCCGCGCGUCUUCAACAGGCGGUUUCCCUUGCCGAAGACGGUGGUGAUUGACCGGGUCGUUGCGGACCUUUCGGACGACAACAUUUUGAAGAUUACGGCGCCGAAGAAGGGCGCCAAGAGCGUGGCCGUCAACCUGGAGGGCGAGCAGACAUCGGCCUCGGUGCAGCAGCAGGCGGCCGCGCCCUCUGUGGAGGAGCAGAUCAUCCCAACCCAAACGACGUCUUCCCUGAGCCAGGCCCCCGGCGGGUCACGUGUCAUCCCGCUGGAGGUGGAGGGACAAGCCACGUCCACCUCCACCGCCACGUCCUCCUCGAGCUCUAGAGUGGAGAGCGUGGCGCAGGCCGUGAAGAGCGAGGAGCUGUGCGCCGGACGCCGCGGUUCCAACACGAGGAUCAUCCCGCUUAACAUCGAGGGCGACGAUGGGGACUCCUCCUUCUCGAGUUUCACCUCCACCUCCUCGCACAACCGCGUCCUCCCCAUCAAGCGCCGCGGGAGGUUCUUGCAGGACGCGACUUUCGAGAAGGUGUGGAAGGACUUCGAGACGGCGCUGGACGAGGUCAUGGCUCGGAGGGGGUCGAGGACGGGGUUGGAGGACGACAGGAUGCAGUCCUACAAGAAUCUCCGCCAGUGUGUGCAGCAGGAGGACAACCAGGCGGCCAACGUGUCCAAGGAUGAGGGAGAGGUUAAGAUCGUGUUGGACGUGAAGGACUUCGUGGACGGGCAUCUGGACGUGAAGGCGGAGGAUGGGGCGAUCGUGGUCAAGGGCAAGAAAGGUCCUUGUUCCUUCGAGCGUCGGUUCUCAAUCCCGAACUUGUCUCAGCCAGACAAGGUCGCGGCGGCGCUCUCCGAUGACGGCGUCCUGACGGUGACCGCCCCCGUGUAAAGGGGCCAGGGGCGAUUACGUGCUGGAAGGGGGGGGUCCAGAUUUUGACAUAUCAGAUAUUUUUGGUUUCUUUCCUUCUUUUUUUUCCUUCAUAAAACAUCCGUGUGUGUAAAGGAUAAGACGGAAAUGAACUUCGAGAUAAAAAAAGUUCAAUCCAUGACAAGUACUUCGUUGUGUACAGUUAUCAACGGCAACACUUAGUAAGUGUUGUUGAGACCAGGUUUCUCUGGAUUUACUUUAUUGUACUUGUAUAAAUGCGCAGGACUGUAUAUCUUUUAGAGGAACUAGUAUGUAUCAAAUCACUUGAGGUUUUCAUACAAAAUUAUUGGCCAUGUAAUAGUCGGAAGUGAGUUGAGUGAGUUGUGUGCGGUAAAUUAAUUAAGGAGAUCGCCAAGAUUCAGGGUAAAUAAAGUCUAUGGUGAUUUUCAACACAUUUUGGUCAGCGGCAGUAGUGUCCAAGAGCACGAGGGCUGGUAAGGCGAUACCAACAGCAAUCCAUAAAAGUAGGGGUUGUAGAAACACCAGCCUUCGGUUGAGGUCAAAUAGUGAAGUGACUGUCAGAUGAGGUCUAUAGGGUUGUUUGAAUCCUGUCCGAUGAGUUGUUUGCUGGUAACGAUGAAUGUGGCCGCGGAGAGAGGGAGUGAGAAGGUGCAGCACUAACAGCAACUCAUAAAUACAGGGAACUAGCAGCUAGACGAGUGAGUAAGGAGAAUGAGGAGUUGAAUAACAUACAAGGAAGGGAAUAAAUAGGAGGAAAGCCUACUUGAGAAGCCUAUCCUAAUCUUAAUGACAAAGCUGUACCCACAAAGUAGUCAUACAUGUAUAUUCGUGUGCUUAGUAGUGAACGUUUUGCCACCUAAGCCUAACGACUACAAAGCUGGGUGCAGUCUAGGCGGAAGUGUUCCAGCUAGCAUCCCCGAUCUUGAAUUGCAUGGUAUAUGGUAAUAUUAUGUUUAUGUAUACUGUAUGUAAUGUGCGUGAGCCUUGUAUUAGUAUGUAUGGACAAUAGAUGCAUAACCCUUAGGAUAUAUAUGACAAUUCUUAGAGAGAGAGAGAGAGAAGGGGGGAGGGAUGGGGGGAAUUAAAAAUUUGGAAGGCUUUCAAAUGACUUUGCAUUGUAUUCUUAUAUGUAUAAGAUAAUCGAGAUUUUGUCGUAUAUUUUUUGUAUUUUACAUGAAAAUAAAAAUAUAUAUAAAAGAACAAAACAUUUAUACAUUAUUUUCAUCUCAUCUCUGAUCAGAAAUAAGAUGCAUCACAUUUUUUUUUUCUUUCUUAUUACAAAUUUAUUCAUACUGGCUAAUAAAUUACCAAAUUACCAAA